This is a messenger RNA of Clunio marinus, 534 nucleotides long. Lineage: Eukaryota; Metazoa; Arthropoda; Insecta; Diptera; Chironomidae. The record is from the annotation of a GenBank genome assembly.
AUAUUUUAUGCUCUUUUGGUGAAUAUUCUUUUCGUGUUAGUGACUUCUGGAUUUACAAAGGUGAACACAAAUGUAGUUCAUAAAGUCGCUGAUGGUGUGCAAGGAACGUGGAAAAAGAAAUGGACAUGGAAGCAGCAUUGGGUGAAGACAUGGAAGCCUGUCUACGUAGCUAAAUGGACGAAAGUUUGGUCACCCGCUGAAGUUCGUGAAUAUGUCCCUUUGCCACCAGUGCCUCCAAAUUGGCUGAAACCAGUGAAUCAUCACUAAAUUAAUUGUAAAGCAUUUCAACACCAAAGACUGACAUAAGUCAUGCAUUAAAUUAAGCUAUUAAAGUUUUUUUCUACUCGGUUUUUAUAUAAAAAAGCAAUUCAAGUUAAUGAUCGAUUGUUCACACUAAAUAAACAUGUGAAAAUUGCAGAAAUAAAAACAACUUGAAAAGUUUUUCAUUUCUUAUUGAAGAUGUUUGAAAUUUUUGUAAAUUUCUUUACUUCACUAUUCCGAUCAAGUAUUUAUGUAAAUAAAGGAAGUUUAAUG